UGUUUUAGAAACGAUGACCAAAAGUGGUAACACAACUGGCGAUGGACUCGAUGUCCAUUCAAUGACGAGCCAAUCAAAUGGACAAUCAGACGGUAACACAUGCCAUGAAUGCCGUCAAGUGUUCAAUACUGAAGAUCUUCUUUUAGUGCAUUUGAAUCGCAGUCACAACUCUUUGGAUGAAAACAAUAGUCAAUUACUGGACACCGAAAUGAAUGGACAAAAUAUGGACUCGUUUUUAAGCAAACGUCUCAGAAGUAGUCGUAAAAGGAAUUUGUCUUCGGCCGGAGAUUCGGGUGAAUACUCGAUAUACUUUCCCCGAGCGGUGGCUAAAGAGGUGAAGACUGUGGAUCCGAUUGAAUGCGAAGAAUGUCAUAAGAUGUUGGCGUCGGCCACCGCUUUGGAGAUCCAUACGAACAAACAUCACAAGAAGGCGAUGCCAUUCGUGUGCACUGUCUGUGAAAAGAACUUCUUCGCCAAUCUAUCGCUUCUCAACCAUUUGUCACAAAAGCACAAAAUCUGUGCCUUUGAAUGCGAGUCCUGUGACUAUAAGACACGAACCAAACAUCACUUAAUCCAACAUCAGGUGAAGCACUCGAAUCAACGGCCCUUUGAAUGCGAUGCCGACGGAUGUUAUAUGAGGUUUAAGCGCAAAGAUCUAGCGAGUCCUGUGACUAUAAGACACGAACCAAACAUCACUUAA
Medioppia subpectinata is the source of this 700-nucleotide messenger RNA. NCBI's taxonomy places the organism in Eukaryota, Metazoa, Arthropoda, Arachnida, Sarcoptiformes, Oppiidae. The record is from the annotation of a GenBank genome assembly.